Adineta steineri is the source of this 1764-nucleotide messenger RNA. The record is from the annotation of a GenBank genome assembly. Lineage: Eukaryota; Metazoa; Rotifera; Eurotatoria; Adinetida; Adinetidae.
AUGAAUUUUAACUUAUUACCUAAUGAAAUCUUACUUGCUUUCUUCGAUUAUUUGAAUGGUAAUGAUCUUCUUCAUACAUUUUAUGGUCUCAAUGCUCGUAUCAAUGCUUUUCUCUACAAACAAUAUCAAUGUUAUUACUUCAAGUUCUCCGUACUGUCCAAACGUAAUUUUGAUAUAAUAUAUCAACAACAUAUUCCAUUGAUCUCUGAUGAUAUUCUUGCUCUUCAUCUUUCCGACUCUGAUUCGAAUCCAGGACAAAGCAAUCUUUUAUUUUAUUAUAGUCCAUCAUUGAGGCAAUUCACUCAUUUACGUUCGCUUUCAUUAUCUCAUCUUCGUUCAAAAGAAAUUCUACUGAAAGUCUCCAUUGAAUUGUCUUAUCUUGUUCAACUUACUCAUUUAAAGUUCUGUGUCUGCUAUAUUCCAGAUUAUAAUGAAACGGAUUUCGAAUUGCUGACGAGUAAUAUCUGGAACUUGCCAAACUUAACUUAUUGUUAUUUCGAUAUUCGUAAUAAAAGACCACAAUCGUUUGUUAUACCAUCAAAGAUCACGUCAUCACUCAAAUAUUUAUCUAUCAUGACCGAGAAAAUAAAGUUGAAUUCAAUCAAUCGAUUGUUUCAAUGUACACCUUAUCUCAAAUAUCUUCGCGCACGUAUUGAUUGUUUGGAACAUAAUGACGAUUAUAUAGGAUCAUCUUUUUCAACAUUGACCAAUUUACAUAUUUUUAUUAUGGCGUCUCAUCCAUCGAAAAUCAUCUCGUUUUUGCGAAAUAUACCGAAUUUACAUCGUCUGAAUAUUAGAAUAGCAACUUGCUACUUCAUUAAUGGUCAUCAAUGGGAAGAUCUCAUACGUAACUAUUUACCAAAACUGAGAACAUUUCACUUAUCAAUGAUAGAUUUAACUAUUGAUCCAUUAAUGACAGAGGAACGAAUUAAUGAAUUAAUGAAUUCAUUUCGUACUUCAUUUUGGAUUGAUGAACGUCGGUGGUUUGUUCGAUAUAUGAGUAAAAAAUACUUUAUUCGUUUUGGAACUGUGUCGAAAGCAUUUGAUUUUAUUGGUGACACGCUUCCUAGUGUGUUUAAAUCAACAGAUUCACAAGACAGUAUUGAAAAACUUUAUACUACUAUGAGUAGAAUCUCGGAUGUGACACUUGCCAAUCAAUCAAUUGCAUCGAAGAUUUGUUUUCCAAAACUUAAUUCUCUUUCAGUAAAAUGUCCUAUUAAUGAUCAAUACUGGUCGAUGAUCUCAAAUUUACAUCAAGUUUCAUCACUUUCAUUACAUUUGUCUACUGAUUUUUCACAAUCCGAAUUGCAAGCUUUUCUCGAUCGAAUGCCUCAUCUUCGUACAUUGAUUAUUCAUCAAGAUGCAUCAUUACCUUUCCCAAUGGCAAUAUUUAAUUGUACAUUUCCAUCAAUUCAUUAUUUGCAUUUAGAAAAUUGUAAACAUUAUUUCAAUGAAGAAGACUGUACUAUAUUAAGUCAUUCUUCAUUGACGAGUCAGUGUAAACAACUAGACAUUCUAGUAAAGAAUCGUCAAAGUAUUAUUAUUCUUAUUAACAAAAUGACCAAUCUUUGUGCAUUACGUGCUCGUUUUACGGAUGAAAAGAUCUUUGAAUAUGAGCCUUCAAGAAUGCGUCAUAACGUUACUGAUGAAACUAUCCUAUGCAAAGAUGAAGAUAUUCAAUGGAUGAUUGACCAGUUACCAUCAACCUGUAUAAUAACUAGACAUCCAUUGUGUAUUAAUCAUAUUCGAAUAUGGCUUAAAUAA